Salarias fasciatus (jewelled blenny) is the source of this 4955-nucleotide messenger RNA. RefSeq names its product glutamate receptor, ionotropic, delta 2 (Grid2) interacting protein, b (gene grid2ipb). The record is from RefSeq and is a predicted model, not a curated record. Lineage: Eukaryota; Metazoa; Chordata; Actinopteri; Blenniiformes; Blenniidae. The coding region runs from base 1 to 4482 and encodes 1493 amino acids. The transcript is spliced from 26 exons. Gene Ontology annotation, molecular function: protein binding.
AUGAAGAAGUUUCUGCAGAACAAGAAAGGCAGAUACUCCUUUCGGCAGAGCAAACGGGGCUCUCGGUAUCCGACUAAAGAUUUCUUCCUCGGCAUGCCGACGUCCAACCAGGGCUGGCCCGAGGAGUUCGGCUUCCAGCUGGGCGGAAACGGGCCCAGCUACAUCCUGACGGUGGAGGAGGGCAGCAGCGCCCACCUGGCCGGGCUGCAGGCCGGGGACCAGGUGCUGGAGAUCGAGGGGCACAACGUGUCGACGCUGGGCCCGCAGGCCGUCAUCGCCAUCGCCCAGACGCAGAAGAACAUCCCGCCCAGCAUCGGCGUGGUGUCCCGCAUCCAGCAGAUGGACAUCAUCCCGGGUCCAGACGGCCGCUUCGGGUUCACCAUCGUCGGGGACUGCCCCCUGCUGGUGGAGGACUGCUCCCCCUGCUCUCCGGCCGGCCGCGCCGGCCUGCGGGCCGGGGACUACGUCAUGGAGGUGAACGGGAUCCCCGUCCGGCACCACGAGAUGGCGGCGGCGCUGAUCAAGGCCUCGCAGGGCAGGACGCUGCGCCUGGGCGUGCUGGGCCUCGGCCCGCGGCAGAAACACAGCUUCAGCGCCGAGGACGGUCAGCCGGGAGGAGAGGGGGCCCGGCUGGACCGCAAGCACAAGGCUCUGGAGUUCAACAGGAAGGUGGAGCAGAUUCUAGGCGACGAGCCGGAGGUGAAGGAGAAGCUCUUCAUGGUGCUGAAGCAGUUUGCAGCUGAGAAGAGGGUGGAGUGGCUGGCCGCCGUUCUCCCGGAAAUCCUCACGACCGACGAGCACCGGCAGCUCAUCUCCAGCAUCAGAAUCUUCAUCCCCAAGAAGCACCGGCAGCGCUUCGACGAGGCCGUCAACCAGAACGUCAUCAACCGGCUGUGCCGCAGCAAGAGCAUCAGCGAACCGCAGGGCCGGAUCCGCCGCAGCCGCAGCGAGGACCACUCGGACCGCCACCGCGGCUCCAAGCGGGCCAGCUCGGUGCCCAGGGACGGCGGCGAGCCCGGCGAGAGGGAGCGCGGCGGCGAGAGGGACCGCGGCGCCAGGAAGUCCGUCUCCGGGAUCCCGGCGCAUCCCCCCGUCGGACCCAACCAGAGGAUGGUUCGUGUCUACAGGGGGAAGAAGAACUUCGGCUUCACGCUGCGGGGUCACGCUCCCGUCUGCAUCGACUCCGUCAUCUCAGACAGCCCUGCGGAGGAAUGUGGCCUCAAACCAGGAGACCGGAUCCUGUUCCUCAACGGCCUGGACAUGAGGAACUGUUCCCACGAGAAGGUGGUGUCCAUGCUGCAGGGCAGCGGGGCGGUGCCCACGCUGGUGGUGGAGGAGGGUCCGUCCGAAUACUCGUCCGAGCCGACCGACCCGGAGGAGUCCCCCGGCCUGCCGCCCACCACCAUGCCUCGCUCCAGGUCUCCGGCGCUCAGCUCCCUCCAGUGGGUGGCCGAGAUUCUCCCGCCCAGCAUCAAAGUCCACGGGAGAACCUUCAGCCAGCAGCUGGAGCACCUGCUGACCAUCCAGGAGAGAUACACCGUCUGCAAGGCCCUGGAGACCUUCUUCCAGCACAGGAACGUGGACACCCUGAUCGUGGACGUGUUUCCGGUGCUGGACACUCCGGCCAAGCAGCUGAUCUGGCAGUUCAUCUACCAGCUGCUGACCUACGACGAGCAGGAGCGCUGCCAGAGCAAGCUGUCGCGCUUCCUGGGCUUCAAGAGCAGCGCCGUGCUGGAGCCGGACGGAGCGGCGGAGCACCACCGCCGCAGCAGCUCCAUGCGCGUGACGGGGACGUCGUACCGCAGCAGCCUCCGGGAGCGGAGCUCCGACGACUGCAUCAUCGGGACGCACCUGGGAAUGGGAAUUCAUGUUGAUGAAUCUGGAAACCCGGAGGAGAGACAGUCCGGAGAUGGAACGUCCUUCCCCGAGUCGCCCGACCUCAACCAUAUGACAGGCGUGUACACGGAGCUGGAGACCGUGUACGCUGGGAAGAGUGUGUCGCCGCUGCAGGGCGGCUCCUCGGCCGAGCCCGAGGCGCCGGGACAGCCCGAGGGCUACAGCCGCCCUCUCUCGCCCCUCACACUCCCCCCGCUCACCGGUAAUCUUUCAGGUAACCGCAAGUCCGGCCUGACGCUGUCCUGGAAGGAGCCGCUCCCCACGCCGGUCUAUGAGAUCCACCACCAGAGCAGCGUGGACUCCAACCCCUACGUCAGCCUGGAGAGCCCCCCCGCCUCGCCGCAGCACUCGGACAGCGGCGGCGGCGGCGGCGGGCCCAACACGCUGACCCGGCGCCGGAAGCUGUUCACCUUCUCCCGGCCGCCGCGCAGCCGCGACACCGACAAGUUCCUGGACGCCCUGAGCGAGCAGCUGGGACACCGAGUCACGCUGGUGGACGACUUCGUCCCCGGAGAGAACGACUACGAGGAGAUUUAUCACGGUGGUUGUCAUGGUUACAGAAGAGGAGGUGUGCCUAUGAGUUUCCAGGACGACCAGGACGCGGGCUUCAUCCGCCGCCAGCUGAGCAGCGGCAGCAGCGAGGAGCACAGCAGCAGCGAGGAGGCCUCCUCCCCGUCCUACUCCUCCGAGCCCGAGCCCAUCCCGCCGCCCCCCACCCAGAGCCCCCCGCCCCCGCCGCCCUUCCAGGCGCUCAUCCCGCCCCCCGUGCAGUUCACGGACACGCUGCCGCCCGUGCGCUUCUCGCCGGAGCACGUCCCCCGCAGCCGGAUGCCGUUCCAGCCGCACCACCCCAUCCUCCCGCCGCCCCCGCCCCCCCCGCGGACCCUCCUGUCCGGCCGCUCCCCGCUGCACAAGGCGCUCCCGGGCCGGGAGGAGCCGGAGAAGACCCACCAGCGCUUCCAGGGCGGCCCCGCCCGCCCACCGCUCGGCCACGCCACCACCCUGCGCUCCUCGCAGCCGUCCCGCCCCUGCUGCCUCCCCCGCCAGCUCAGCCAGCCGCAGCCGCUGCGCCAGACCUCCCCCCAGCCGUCCCCCCAGCCGCUACGGCCCAGCCAGCUGGUCCUGCAGCGCCACCACCAGCUCCACCACCAGCACAGCUACCAGGGCCCGCUGCCGCCGUCCCUGCAGGAUCACGGCCCGCCGCCGUGCCAGAGCCACGGCCCCGCCGGGCCCCCCGCCGGCCCCCAGCCGCCGGCCCCCCACUGCUCCUCCCUCCCCAGCCACUCCAAGACCUACGAAGGCUCUCGGCAGGACCAGCAGUCCCAGCAGGCUGCGCCGCCCCCGCCGCCGCCGCUGCCUCCCCCCUGCGACCCGCCUCCGCUGCCCCCGCCGGGCCAGCAGGCCUCCGACGCCAACCACAUGAGCGUGAAGCGGCUGCGCUGGGAGCAGGUGGAGAACUCCGAGGGGACGAUCUGGGGCCAGCUCGGGGAAGACUCGGAGUACGAUAAGCUCAGCGACAUGGUGAAGUACCUGGACCUGGACCUGCACUUCGGGACUCAGCGCAGACCCAUCUCUCCUCCAGAGCCGGCCUUCCUGCCCGAGAACCUGAAGAAGAAAGACGUGGUGGAGAUCCUGUCGCAUAAGAAGGCCUACAACGCCUCCAUCCUCAUCGCCCAUCUGAAGCUGUCCCCCGCCGAGCUGCGCCAGGUCCUCAUGAACAUGACCACGGACCGGCUGGAGCCGGCCCACAUCAAGCAGCUGCUGCUCUACGCCCCCGACGAGGACGAGGUCAAGCAGUACGAGCAGUUCGACGAGGACCCGGCCAAGCUGAGCGAGCCGGACCAGUUCAUCUUCCAGAUGUUGAUGGUGCCGGAGUAUAAGAUGCGCCUGCGGAGCCUCCACUUCAAGACCACGCUGCAGGAGCGCACGGAGGAGAUGAAGGUGGCGUACGACUACAUCUACAAGGCUUCGGUGGAGCUGAGGAGCAGCAAGAAGCUGGCCAAGAUCCUGGAGUUUGUCCUUGCGAUGGGAAACUACCUGAACAACGGGCAGCCCAAGAGCAGCAGGACCACCAGCUUCAAGAUCAACUUCCUCACAGAGCUAAGCACCACCAAAACCGUGGACGGGAAAUCCACCUUCCUCCACAUCCUGGCCAAAUCUCUGUGUCAACACUUCCCCGAGCUGCUCAACUUCUCCAGGGACCUGACCACGGUGCCUCUGGCGGCGAAAGUGCACCAGAGGGUCGUGACCACGGAGCUGAGCGACCUCCACGCCACCAUCCAGGACAUCAGGACGGCCUGCCAGAAGAUCACGCCCACCCCUGAGGACCACUUCGCCUCCGUCAUGAGCAGCUUCCUGGAGAACAGCCACCCGGCCGUCCAGUCUCUGGAGUCGCUGCAGAGCCGCGCCAUGGACGAGUUCUCCAAGACGGCCUCCUUCUUUGGCGAGGACAGCAAGUCCACCAGCACCGAGUCCUUCUUCGGCAUCUUCGCCGACUUCAUAUCCAAGUUCGAGAGAGCCCUGAAUGAGACGCAGAGCCCGGAAAACCCCCGCAGCCCCAGACUGUCCUCCCCCCUGGCCUGGUAGGAGCAGGAGCGGCCGACCGGCCGACUCUCCGCGACCAAAGUGCCAAGAUCGGGACCCGAGAGCACGUCGCCGUGGAAACGCCCCGCAUCCGUCCGUUUGACCGAGAGCCAGUUUACCGUUAAUCCAGGUGCUGAGUAGAGCAGCAGCGUUCAGCAGUCCACAGUCCUCACACACACUCACACACACACACACACACACAUACACACACACACACACACACACGUUUUUUAAUGCACUGCUCCGCUUCACGUCGACGCUCCAUCAGAGAGAUUUAAGCAAUGUGACGACCGGUCUGGAUAUUUACAGAUCACUUAUGUUUAUGAUACAACUAUAAAAGUUUAUAUUUUCUAUCAGAUCAUAUAUGAAACUUGUAAAGAUUAAGUGUAGAUGUAGUCUGAGGAGUUACUCGCUAGCCUGACAGCACGCCCACUUCCUCCCAUCAAGGUUUUUUUUGUUUUUUCUUCAUAGUUUUA